UCGUGAUGGUGAUUUGCACCACGAAUUUGAUUCUGAUUCUGAUUGAAUUGAUUUCGAAGUUGAAAAAAAAAAUUCUUAUUCUUUUUUCUAUCAACUUUCCUUCCGCUUCCUAUUUUCUCAUAGACUUUUUCUCGGUGGUGGUGGAGGAAAAGCUUUUCCUCCAGCAUGGUAACCCACCUCCUCCUCCUCCUCUCCCUCAUCUCCCUCUCACCAUCAUCAUCAUCGACUCACUCAUUGAAUUGUGUUGAAAAAUUUUCCGUUUACACAUGAAACCGCCUUCAACAAUUAACUUUAAUUCCUGAUCCUCUGAUAGAAAUUACAAUUAACUUUUACAUUGAUAUUAUUAGUUUUCUUUGACAAUUUUCCCUCAAUCAUUAAUCUCUAAUGAUUAACUUAAAUUCAUCAUAAUCAUGAUUAGAUUGUCCAUCAACCGGUAUCAUCACUAUUUUAUCAACAGUAACAAUCAAGUAUCACCAUCAGUGUUAAUUGUUUAUCAACAUGUUAAUCAAUUUGUGUUUCACUGUUUAUUGAUAUUAUCAUUAUUAACUUAUUCCGUUGAAAGUGAAUUAAAUUUAACUACAAAAUUGUUGACAACAACAACACCAAUUAACUUAAUUGAUUCUGAUGAUUUAACAACAAGCUACAGCUUUUUAAAUCCAAUUACAUUGGUAAAUCAUUCAUCUGAAAUCACAGAAUCAACUUUAACCGUUGAUUUAACAACCACCACAAUUAAUGAUUACAAUAAUUUAACCAAUAAUAAAGUUAAUCAAAAUGAAACAAGAGUAACAAUUAAGCCAACAACCACAAUCAACCCAAGUCAUGUAACUGUAUUUCUUGAUGGUGAUGAUGAAGUAAAUACUUUACCAUCAACAAUUAAAUCAAAUGGUAACAACAACAAUUUAAUUGAUUCAGAAUCAAUUACAAGUAAUGAGAUAAGUAAUUCAUCAUCACCAACAAUUAAUCCCAAUGUUAUAUUUAAAUCACCAUCUACACUGACCAAUACAAUUAAGGAUAAUGAAACAUCACCACCACCACCAACAACAACAAUUAACUUAAAUCUAUCAUCAGAAACAUUGACAAUUGAUUCAGAAUCAACAACAACAACUUUAACCAUCGACAUGAUUGAUAAUGAAAAUAAUGAUACAACAAUUAAUUCAACAACAACUACAAUUAACCAAGCAAAUAAUGUAACAACUGAUUUACUUAUUGAUAAAAGUAAUGAAACAAUUUGUGAUUCAAAUAACAAUCAAAUUGCUGACCACUCUAAUCAACGAUUAACUAUUGACCAUUACGAAGCUAAAAAGUUUUUCCUCCUCACAAUGAUCCUAUUAGGAUUAUGUUGCUUGUUAAUUUUAAUUGUUUUAAUUCUGGUUGUUUACAUUUUCCGUAAAUUAACUCGAGAGAGGACAAUUAAGAUUCCUCAAGUUAAUAGUAAUCAUUUUCCCACCGGUGGAGGAAGCAUUGAAUUUGAUACAAUUAAAGAUGGCCGAUUUUAUCAAUGGCAAGGUAAUGUUAAUAGUGGAUUUGAUCAAAGUGAUUUAAAUGAAUCAACCACACAAUCAACUGGCUAUCGGUUCCUUGAAGGGUCAGUUGUACCUUAUACUGACCGUUAUCAUAAUGAUAUCAAAACCUCAUCAACUGAAACAUUUGGACAUCAUCAGAAUCAAUCUAAUCAUCACCUUAAUCAACCAUCAUUAUCAUCAUCAUCAAUUAAUUCAUUACCCAAAGCAACAACAACAACAACAGUUGAUACAAGAUUAUAAAUUAACUGAAAAGAUUAACUUUCUGGAUAGUAAAACAAUUAAUCACUGAUUGUGAUUACAAUUUAGUCUUUAACAUUACAUGGAUUCUUUGUUUUUUUCUCGAUUUACACAGGAAACAAUUAAAUACUGUUGAUUAUUGUUAAAUUGUUGAUUAAGGAACACACACUAAGUGGUGAUAAUCAAUUUAAACGAUAGCUUGGUAACCAUAAACCUUGAUUGUUACUAAUUGUUUACCAUUAAGUUGAUUCUACUUUUCUAUCAAUUUUUAUUUUCUGCUUUCUAUUUUUUUUUCUCGUUCAUAAUUUCUGGUUAAUCAAAUUACCUGAUAUUAAUCAUGAAUAAUUAUCAUCAUUAAUCAUUACGAUGUUUUUUUCACGUUUCGUCAUUUGUAUUAUAUCAACUAUUAUAAUUAAAGUUUAUAUUGUUUAUAAUAAUAUUUUCAUGGA
This is a messenger RNA of Panonychus citri (citrus red mite), 2209 nucleotides long. RefSeq lists its product as uncharacterized. The record is from RefSeq and is a predicted model, not a curated record. Lineage: Eukaryota; Metazoa; Arthropoda; Arachnida; Trombidiformes; Tetranychidae. The coding region runs from base 411 to 1763 and encodes 450 amino acids. The transcript is spliced from 2 exons.